Molecule: messenger RNA, 1054 nt
Organism: Phaeodactylum tricornutum CCAP 1055/1
Lineage: Eukaryota; Bacillariophyta; Bacillariophyceae; Surirellales; Neidiaceae
Exons: 1
Coding region: 92-1054 (320 amino acids)
Source: RefSeq, a predicted model, not a curated record
CACGGUUUUGUGGUUAUUCCGUUGUCCAUUGGUGAUAAGAACCUUUUCACAUCCCCCCCUUUUCCAAAACCCUUUUUUGAUCUGGAGAAGUAUGGAGUCGGUACGGAUCCCGCAGCGGAGGAGGACGUCGUCGUCGUGGUGGCGACGGACGUGGGUGUGGGUGGCGACCUUGCCCCGUCCCACGUCGGCCGUGGAGGUUCGUCGACAUCCAAUCCGGAUGCGACGGAUACCGUCCCCGUACGUUGCGUACGGUAGUACUACAUCAGCGUUGCCUUUUCGCAUCGUUCGGGGAGGCGCGCAAUCGUCCCGACCGUCGUUCGACAAGAAGGAUGAUGAUGAUGACGAAUGGGAAGACUGGGAUGAUCUGGAUCGUGACGAUUCGGAACACGAUACGACGGAGCGUUCGACUCAAUCCAAGCCACAACUAGACGAUGAUGAUAACGAGUUUAUGAAAGACGCAGACGAGGACGGGGCGAUUCUGUCGAGUCCCUUUCUCGACAGUUUUCAGGAAGAAGUCCAUCGGAUCGUGGCGGAAUACCGCUCGGAGGUCCGACAAACCUUUCAACAAUUGCAAAGGGAAAUACUGUUGGAACGUCAGCAAUGGGAACCGACAACGUCGGAUCGAUCCCCGAACGAUCUUUCCGACGCGGGUCUGUCGGACGACGACGAGAUCGACCGGGAUGAGGGGCCGGACCAAGCCGGGGAUUGGAGUUCUACCGACGAGGAUAGUAACAACCUAGACGACGAAGACUACCAGGACAAAGACGAAACCGAUCCGGUACCCGAAUAUCUGGAUGUCUUUCGCGACUUGGACGCCUCACACGUGGGAAUGGGGGAAACCGAGGACUACAACAACGACAACUUCGACGACGACGACGACAAUCUGGCCGUGGAUCAUUCAUUGUUACCAAAGGGAACGUCCGCAGCAACGGAUACGAGCAACGAAACCACGGAAGCGAACGUCGAGGUACAUUUACCGCGUACCAACGAAAAGCGCCGGAAGAAAAAGAAGAAAACAAAGAAAAAGGCCACACCGUCCCGACCGACCGAUUGA